AGGGGCAGGGCAGGGGGAGCCCUAUAAUUGGACGGGUCUGGGAUCCCUGAAUUCUACUCAGCCCGAGCAGAGGAGAAGGACGUGGUUCCCUGGCAGCUGACUGACCCAUCACAGGAAGAUGAAGGUUCUUUGGGCCGUGUUGGCGGUCACGCUCCUGGCAGGAUGCCUGGCCGACACGGAGCCGGAGCCGGAGCCAGAGCUGGAGCUGGAGGUGCCGCUGGGGCAGGAGAAGCCGGGCCAGCUCUGGGAGCUGGCCUUUGGCCGCUUCUGUGAGUACCUGCGCUGGGUGCAGACACUGACUGAUGAGGUGCAGGAGGAGCUCCGCAGCUUCCAGGUCUCCAAGGAGCUGACGGCGCUGAUGGAGGACACCAUGAAGGAGGUGGCGGCUUACAAGUCGGAGCUGGAUGCCCAGCUGGGACCCAUGGCCGAGGAGACGAAGGCGCGCCUGUCCAAGGAGCUGCAGGCGGCGCAGGCCCGCCUCGGGUCGGACAUGGAGGACCUCCGCGGCCGCCUGGAGCAGUACUGCAGGGAGGCCAAGGCCAUGCUGGGCCAGAACACCGAGGAGCUGCGCGCGCGCCUGACCUCCCACCUGCGCAAGCUGCGCAAACGGCUGCUGCGCGACGCCGAGGACCUGCAGAAGCGCCUGGCCGUGUAUCGUGCGGGGGUCCGCGAGGGCGCCGAGCGCAGCGUGAGCACCAUGCGCGAGCGCCUCUGGCCGCUGCUGCAGCAGGGCCGCGUGCGCGCCGCCACCGUCAGCGACCUGGUCAGCCAGCCCCUGCGGGAGCGGGCCGAGCAGCUGCGCGACCGGCUGGAGGAGGUGGGCCUCCGGUUCCGCGACCACCUGGAGGAGGUGCGCACCAAGGCGGAAGAGCAGGCGGAGCAGCUGCGCCUGCAGGCCGAGGCCUUCCAGGCCCGCGUCAAGAGCUGGUUCGAGCCUCUGGUGCAAGACGUGCAGCGCCAGUGGAACGAGUUGGUGGAGAAGGUGCAGGCGGCCGUGGCGCCCGCUGCCACAACUCCCACGGCCACGGGUCUGCCCAGUGAGAAUCACUGAGUGCCCCGGCGCUUGGCCCGGCCUGGCCCCGCUCCUGCCCCACCGGCCCCUGCCUCCCCCCAGCCAGCAGGGAGCUCUGCCUCUGCCCGGCUGUCCUGCUUGAGGACCCCAGCCUAAUAAAGAUCCAUGGAGCUUCACAGCAGCCUCCCGGCGUCCGCGCGUGAUUUCUCCCAGCCUGAGCCUCAGUUACCGUUUCCUUCCCCACCACACUGGCCUCGAAGUGCUCCAUCCUGACUCCUGGCUGACUGUGUGUGUGUGUAUGUGUGUGUGUGCGUGCAUCUGGCUCUGCUUCUCUUUACUCCAUUUUGUGUUUCUCAGACAUGAGUUCUGGAAUAAAGCCACCUUUGAGUUAAA
Messenger RNA from Choloepus didactylus (southern two-toed sloth), 1405 nucleotides. RefSeq names its product apolipoprotein E (gene APOE). Bases 119 to 1051 code for a protein of 310 amino acids. The transcript has 4 exons. NCBI's taxonomy places the organism in Eukaryota, Metazoa, Chordata, Mammalia, Pilosa, Megalonychidae. Gene Ontology annotation, molecular function: amyloid-beta binding; lipid binding; low-density lipoprotein particle receptor binding. The record is from RefSeq and is a predicted model, not a curated record. Gene Ontology annotation, cellular component: extracellular region; intermediate-density lipoprotein particle. Gene Ontology annotation, biological process: cholesterol catabolic process; regulation of amyloid-beta clearance; lipoprotein catabolic process.